Pseudomyrmex gracilis is the source of this 4295-nucleotide messenger RNA. RefSeq lists its product as uncharacterized. The record is from RefSeq and is a predicted model, not a curated record. The transcript is spliced from 7 exons. Lineage: Eukaryota; Metazoa; Arthropoda; Insecta; Hymenoptera; Formicidae. The coding region runs from base 28 to 1404 and encodes 458 amino acids.
CGGGGGUUGACUCGCGCCGCGGGGGCGAUGAGCGCAUUUCCCUCCGCCCUGAGACUGACCUGCUGCUGCUGGCUUUUGCUGACCUGCCUCGUCGUCGUCUUCCUGAUACCCGCGCCCUGUACCAGCGACACACCGCAGCGGGUGUCACGCCGUGCCCGAGAUUGGCCAGGAGGUGAUGAUGAUGCGGCGGCGUUGCACGGUUGGUCCAGCUACCUUGACGACGAUGAAGGCGUUGAGACUUACGAGCGAAUAUCCAACGACGACAAUGGCGACGACUUCGAAGACGAGGAAUCCGAGAGAAACAUCACUGCGGAAAAAGGAAAGUACCUUGGAUCGCCUUGUGACGUCGAGUGCAAUCCCGAACUACAGCACGUGUUCUGUGAUUCAAUCACUGGCUUCUGUGAAUGCGAAAAGUUCUACCCCGUUCGUCUCGGGGUUACCAAGGGAUGUGCCAAACCCAAAAGACUCGGAGAGCAGUGCUUCUAUCGUGCAACGUGCACUUUUACGGAUCAGCAUUCGACGUGUACUCAGAUUCAACACAAUGCAGUGUGCGAUUGCGAGGAGGGAUAUCACAAAGUUGCCCUAUCUAGGCCUAACAAAAAAGUUUUCUGCGCGGAGGAUCUGGUGCUGAUAAGUACGGACCUUCCGACCCUAGUCUGCAUAGCAUCGGGGAUAGCCAUCUUCACGGCGAUGAUAUGCUUCGUGCUCAAACUAUUCAGCCGGGCGAGGUAUUCAAGGCCGCGGCAUUACGCCAACGCCAAUCAUGCGCCAUCCAUGCUGUUUUCCAGUGAUACGGGCAUACCAUUGACGCUGCACGGACGUCCGUCCUCGCGAUCGAGCCAGCGAAGCAGCAGUGCCGGGCCCCUCAGCUGCGCGUUCACGAGGAGGCCAAGCAGCGGCGGCAGCCGAGGACCCCUAGUACCGGCGUCCAGAGCAGGUUCCCGCCGUCCUAGUUUAGCGUCGGUCCAUAGUUCGACGUCUUCGUCCCGUAGUUAUAGCGCACGUCGACUCGAAAAAGAAAGAAACGAAAAGGAGCAACGCCAAGCACUUCAGGAACUUCGACUAGCAAAGCAGCGAGAACAAAUGCAACAGCAACAGGUGGCGCCAACGCCUAGUCCUAGAACACCUCAUUCCACAGACGAGUUGCUACCUUCAGUCGAAGAAGGGAAAGAAGUUUUUUACAACGAGCAGGUGCCGACGACAUCUGAAAUAUCAAAUACAAUCCCAAUAACGACUCCGACAACGUCGUCGAUGAUGACGACGACGACGGCGACCACGGCAACAACCACUUCCAACGCGACGACAACCCGAAUAGGCGAGACUACGCCUAUAGCAACGCCAACAACGUCGAUCUUCGGCAUGAGCGUUGCGCCGCGGGCUUCCGAUGAUAUUUUUCAAGUGUAGCCUUCGUCUAGAUACGACGAUGGUCAAUGGACUCGCAGUUUAUUAACGACUUUUUACCGUAUUUGCAAGAACCAACUACAACAGAGCAAAGAAGAGUCGCGUACGUAAAAAAAAAAAAAUAAAAGUGUGAUAAAACACACGAUAAAACACAAAGCUCUAAUAUAUCUAUUAUAUAGGUGUGCAUGCACAAAAUUAUCGAAAAUAAGUUAAAACUAUAUUCUGUCCACAUUAAAAGUCCACAUCAAAUUAGUUCUCUGAAUAAAAAUAACACCACAAAAUCUAACGAUUACAACUAUAUUUUUGUUUCGAAUUUUCUACCGAAAAAAAGUGCUUUGAAAAGAAAAAUUUAUAUAUAUUAUUAUUUUUACUUAAUAUACGUAUACACACACACGUGCGCACAUGUACCAUUUCUGUGAUAUGUAAAUGCAGUGUUCGGUAUCAGAAUGAUUGACAAAAAGAGAAAUAUCUGACACAUAUUUGAUUCAAGUAACUCUUUGAUUAUAAUUUACACACGUUUUAAUUUUUUCUUCGCGUCACAUAACAUUAAAAAAAAAAAAAAAAAAAANAAUACGUAAUCGCUGACUUUUCAUAAUGUGGACAAAAUAUUAUUGCAAAUAUUAUUGCAAAUACAAGGCACUUUCUGAAUGAACAUACUUGGGCACAAGUGUACUUAAAACGAAUUAGAAGGUGACGGAUGUAAUAAAACAUAUUUUUAACUUGGUAUUUGCACAGACAGAUAAGUACUUAUACGAAUGCAGCUGAACAUUCAAAAAAGAGCAAGGAUUUAUGGCGUAAUUAACGUAAGGCAAUCAAUAUGUGCGCGCAAGAUGCCAGUUCUUUUUGAAUGUUGUGACAAGCAUAGACAGAGUUAUUGAAAAAUAUUUAAAUAACUAUGUCUGAGUGCGAAAAAAAAAGUGCAUUUACGCUUAGAUAUUUAACAUACUAUGCGAAGAUUUGAAAUUGAUAUAUAACAGGAAUAUGCUGAAUUAUAUAAUCAGAGAACAAAGAAGAGUUAGCGUCUCAAUGCUUUGAAAUCAUUGAAACAGAGUUUAUGUUACCCUAAUACGGUGUAUUGGAAAGAUACGUAUCUUGCAAAAAUAUAAAAGUGUUUUUAUAAUAAUGUAAAACUCAUAUGUAGAUUUGUCUGGUUAUCGUGGUAUCACGGUUGUGCCACGAUUACUGCGUGUGCACCUUCUGCAUAGAUAUAUAUAUUUUGUCUGAAUAAUUGAAUCUUUUGGUAUCGAAAAUUUUCAUUAUACGAUAUUUACAGUCUUUUGUAAAGCUGUUGCAGAGAGUUUUUAAAAAAACCAAAUAUUUGUCAGAAACAAAUUAUAUAUAAGAAGAAUUUAGCCAAGUUAAUUUGUGAUUACAAUUAAUUUUAUAUAUAAUUUACAUAUCACGCAAAAUUCGUCACUACGUAAUUACAUAUUGAAAUCGACUUACACAUUUGAUGAAAGCAUUGAUUCGCUUAAAAACUAACAUCACUAUAGAAACCGUAUCGUAAAAAAACUUUUUAUGAUUCUCACGACAUAUAAAUAUAAUUGUGCUUGUUUCGAAGUGCAAUAAUAACAAUGAUUCAAAUUUAUAUAUCGAGAUAAAUCAUAUAUUAUAUUAUCUAAACAGAUUGAUCUCAAACUAGAGAAAUCAUUUUGAUGUUAAAAAUAUCUGUUUUAUGAUUACAUAUUGUAAAAUCAAUCGUCACGUAAUCAUUUCGAUUUUUCAAAAUAUACAAUCACAUAUCAACAGUCGUAAAGCGCACCGUUUCGUUUUAUUUGUCGAAUAAAAUAAAAAAUCAAUUUUGAUCGAGUAAAAUUAUUGUAUACGUUAUGUUAAACUUUUCGCGAAAUAAAAAAAAAACACGAUUUGAGAGGAAGACUAUUGAAGAGACAAUCUCGAGCGGAUCGAGGCUAAAUAUAUUAUAUUUACAGCCUUAAGGAAUAAAUAAAAAUGGGAACGCAAUCUAUUUCUGUUGACUCUUUACAAGUAAUAAUAAUGAGAUUGUAAAAGAUGAAUUGAGCCACUGCUUUAUUGUACAGACGUUUUCUUCCUUUACUUAUCUAAAUAAGAUGAUGUGAAAUAGUAUAAGCAAAGAUUUCUUCUCUCAUUGUCAGUGAAACAGUUCUGUGUCAAUUUGGUUUCAGACAUUACUACAAUGAUUUAUUUAUUUAAUUGUCAACUGUACAUACACGAUGUGAUACAUACAAGCUCUGUUUAUAUCGUUAGGUAACAGAUGCAAAAUAUAUAACUCUUAUAUCUAUUAGUAGAUAUUACUGUAUAUUGUAUAAUGAUAUUACAUUUGUUGAAUAUAUUUGUUGAAAUGAAAUCGCUAUACAUUAAUUCUUUUUGUUUGUAACUUUUAACGCGCACUAGAGAUCGAUUGUUAUACAAAUAAACAAUCUAAUAACAAAUUUUUCUAUUUUUUUAAAUUGUCACAAAAAUGAACUUAAAUUAUCGUAUAAACAAAUGUUUAUUUUUAAGAUAGUUUGUCAUGUAAAAAUGUUUGUCGUGUACAAAAUUUGAUAUGGUGACUCAAAAAAGCUAAAACAAAAUCUCUCUUUUUCAUUCUGUGUUUGUUAUAUUUUUUUUCAUAUUCUCAUCGAAAUUUAACACAAUCAAGCACAAUCCGAUCUCGUCGAUCUCUCUCAAGAUUGUUUCACGAUUCUUCAAACUAUAAGUUUCGGUCGUUAGAUUCGCAUAAAGAGCGUAGCAAUAUACCGAUCAUACACAAAGAAGCUAUCAUAUGCGAUUAUACGUUCGUAACAAAGAUUUAUGAACCGGUCAGAAAGCUAUAAAUCUAUUAUUAUAGUGAAACGUGUCGACAUUGUCGUGUUCGAAUAAUUUAUAUACGCUGCCUUUCCCGAGUAAAUAAUAAUAACAAAAAAAAAAAAAAA